CACUGUGAAGGACUUUAGACUGCGGUUUGCAAAAGCAGAAUAAAUUUUCUUGGAGUCGUACCGUUAUGUACACACGCUCGCGCGCGCGCGCGCGCGCACACACACACACACACACGCAUUCACACGCCCAUUGGCAGACACGGCCACACCUCACGGCUCUGGGGGAAGCCACAGACCUCAGCUGUACAAGCUGAGCCUGGACUAGAGGAACUUUCCGCGGGACUCGGGACAAACAGCCGCACCGACACGACUGUCUGCGAGCCUGAGUCCCAGACGAGCGCCGGCGGCGGCAGGUACUUCGGGCCCCCGCGGCAGGGCCUGAGCAGCGCAGCUGGGGCGGCGGCGGCGGCGGCGGCGGCGGCGGCGGAGGCGGGAGGGUCCCGGGCUGCCGAGGUCUUGCCAGUGCGCGCGCGCCAGCCGCCUCCCCUCCGCCCCUCGCUGCCGGCCUCGGGCAUCCACGGCCGGUGGUCCAGCCGCCCGCCACGGCCCUGAACAUGGCCGCAAGCCCCGCUGCCCCCCUGGCCUGGGCGCUGCUACUCCUCUCGUGGGCUCUGCUCCGCGGCGGCUGCCGGGCGCGCUUCGCUGCUGAGCCGGACUCCGAAGACGACGAAGGGGAGGCGGUAGUAUUCUCCGAGUCGCCCCUGCAGAGACCCACGGUGAUGGUGGCCGUCCUCGCGCGUAACGCUGCGCACACGCUGCCUCACUUCCUCGGCUGCCUGGAGCGGCUGGACUACCCCAAGAGCAGGAUGGCCAUCUGGGCAGCCACUGAUCACAAUGUGGAUAAUACAACAGAAAUACUCAGGGAGUGGUUGAAAAAUGUCCAGAGAGCCUAUCACUAUGUGGAGUGGAGGCCUAUGGAUGAACCUGAGUCUUAUCCUGAUGAAAUUGGACCAAAGCACUGGCCUGGCUCCCGUUUUGCCCAUGUGAUGAAACUACGACAGGCAGCCCUUCGAACUGCGAGGGAAAAAUGGUCAGACUACAUUCUGUUCAUAGAUGUUGACAACUUCCUGACUAAUCCACAGACCCUCAAUCUACUGAUUGCAGAAAACAAAACCGUUGUGGCCCCCAUGCUGGAGUCUCGGGGCCUGUACUCUAAUUUCUGGUGCGGAAUCACACCUCAGGGCUUCUAUAAACGGACCCCAGACUAUCUUCAGAUUAGAGAAUGGAAGAGGUUGGGCUGCUUUCCAGUCCCCAUGGUCCACUCCACAUUCCUAAUUGACCUCAGGAAGGAAGCCUCUGACAAGCUGGUGUUCUACCCUCCGCACCAGGACUACACCUGGACAUUUGAUGACAUCAUUGUCUUUGCCUUCUCCAGCAGGCAAGCAGGCAUCCAGAUGCACCUCUGCAACAGAGAGCACUACGGCUACCUGCCCAUCCCCCUGAAGCCCCAUCAGACCCUACAGGAGGACAUUGAGAACCUCAUCCAUGUGCAGAUAGAAGCAAUGAUUGACCAUCCUCCAAUGGAACCUUCCCAGUUCGUCUCAGUUGUCCCUAAAUAUCCAGACAAGAUGGGAUUCAAUGAGAUUUUCAUGAUAAACCUGAAGCGUAGAAAGGACAGACGGGACCGGAUGUUACGUACCCUGUACGAGCAGGAGAUUGAAGUCAAGAUUGUCGAGGCUGUGGAUGGAAAGGCACUCAACACAAGCCAGCUGAAGGCCCUGAAUAUUGAAAUGCUGCCAGGAUAUCGAGAUCCCUACUCCUCCAGGCCUCUAACUAGGGGUGAAAUUGGCUGCUUCCUUAGCCACUACUCUGUCUGGAAAGAGGUAAUUGACCGAGAGCUGGAGAAGACUCUCGUUAUUGAGGAUGAUGUGCGUUUUGAACAUCAGUUUAAGAAGAAGCUCAUGAAGCUGAUGGAUGAUAUUGAUCGAGUCCAGCUGGAUUGGGAACUGAUUUAUAUUGGCAGGAAGAGGAUGCAACUAAAAGAGCCAGAGAAAGCUGUGCCCAAUGUGGUAAAUCUGGUCGAAGCUGACUAUUCUUACUGGACUCUGGGCUAUGUCAUCUCUCUGGAAGGAGCACAGAAGCUUGUUGGAGCCAAUCCUUUUGGGAAGAUGCUACCAGUGGAUGAGUUUCUGCCAAUCAUGUACAACAAGCAUCCUGUUGCUGAGUACAUGGAGCAUUACGAAUCCAGGGACUUGAAAGCCUUCUCUGCAGAACCCUUGCUCAUCUACCCAACACACUACACAGGCCAGCCAGGGUAUCUGAGUGACACGGAGACCUCAACCAUCUGGGACAAUGAGACAGUGGCCACUGACUGGGACAGGACACAUGCCUGGAAGUCCAGGAAGCAAGGUCACAUCUACCGCAAUGCCAAGAACACAGAGGCCCUGCCACCGCCAACCUCCCUGGACACUGUGCCUUCGAGAGAUGAGUUAUGAGGGCUCCAUGGGGGGGUUACUGCCCUUUGGUUUUCCUAAUGGGCUGUUGAUAUGUUUGUUCCAGUUUCUUUUCAUGGUCACGAUCAUCUAACCAAAGUGGUCUAAUGUGAUUGAUCAAAAUUAGUAUGUUUUUGACAGGGGAAGAGAAUAGGGAAACUAAACCCAAAUUUCCUAGAUGGCUAGAAAAUAGGCUUUAUGGAAACCAUUAAGAUGAACUUCAAUCCAGACACCUUGUCCCUCAGUUCAUUACCCAUAUGAUACUGGUUCUCACACUGAGGUUGAACAGCAUGGCUCAGAGAUUCGUACAAGGGAAAAGUGAUCACCACACUAUCACGUCAAUAAAUGGGUAGGCCUGGCAGCCAAGUCAACUGGACCACAUCUAUUGGUCUAGUGGGCCCAUUUUAUGUCAUAGAUGUGACCUUGAAUACUUGAGUAUGUUCUAAGUUUGGGGUGUGGGGGAGGGGGAAUCAGAUCAUUUAAAAUCAAAUUAAUUGGGCUUUUUCUUUAAAGGCAUUUGCCGUGAGCCUUACUGCAAAGUGACUUUUUCAUCUUAGUCCCCGUUAUCCAACAGGGAUGGGUGUUUGGGUCUGUGUGUAACUUGGCAUUUGACUAUCAUGGCAAUUGAAGCUCCCAUGAAGAGGUGUCCAUUUUGCCAUGAGCAUAUAGUUUCAUAGAUAUUUGAGGGUUUGUGUAGAUAUUUGAGGAAAGCACUCAAACUUUGGCCUUCUUUAUUAUGGUCGCUUGAGUUGGGAUGCUCUAUUUAUGAAGAUAAAUUUAAUAUAUAAGGGGCUGGGACUGGUGUGUAAUUGCUGUCCCGGGGGUUCAUGUGCUGCCCCAGCACGUCAGACUGUCCUCUCCACCCUGAGCCUGGGAGUGAGCUGCAGGUGUGAGUUUUAUGAGUCACUGUUAAGAGGCAGAGCACAUCUUUAGGCCAGAAACUGUCCUUGCCUGGGAUUUUCAUUCUAUUUUGAAUUAUUUAUUUUACAAAAUGUGGGGGAAGCGUCUGUAGGAUAAGGCAGAGAAACAUAUGUGUUAGGCUUUUAUUGCCCCCUGGGAAGUGGUGAGUGUAGACACGUUGGUUCCAGAAUCUGGUUCUUCUGCAUUUCCCAGCCUGACUCUUACAAGGAGGCCUGUUGAGUGGGAGAUUCUAACCUUCUGGAAACAAAUGAUUCUCCACCUCAGGCGAGAGACCUUGGUUAGAAACAAUGGACUGAUCAACUGAUUUAGACCAACAACCAGGGAAGCCUUGGAGUCAGGAUCCUGGGCAGACCACCUCUCUGCUUUCUUCAUAAAUGGAUUUUAUGUAAAAUGCAGAGUUGGACUACAUCAUCUGUUUCAGCUCCACAAUCUGUGAUCCUUGGAUAUCUCAUGAUGGUGUGUUUUAGGUUUCUGUUCUCAUGCCUGCAAGCAGUAAAACUUGGUCUCCAGAAAUCCCCUCCCCAAGCAUCCUGUCCACACACGCUCCUCUCUCCGUGUCCUGGGUGUUGACUCUGAGCUUCAUGCUUUGGAGCAGAACCCGUUGGUGGCCUUGCUGGGUGCACCAAGCUUCCUGCUCCCCAUGAGGGCCCCAGGCUGCAGGACAACCCGGCAGCUUCCUUCCACAGAACACCAAGCUUGGCCUUCCCUCUUGACUUAUGGUUGGUUCCUCUGCAUUGACCAAUAAGCCAGGAGACUGAGGGAAGGGAUCUCAGCUGCCUGAUUUUUACUGCUUAGACAUAGCUAUCAGAGCUUGACUCUUUGUCUAGAAAAACAGAGCAUCUGGGGAGCUAGUGAAAAACCCUUAGGCGAUUCCUAAGGUUUCCUUGGGUAUGCUGUACUUCGUUUGCGUAUUUGAGUGUGUGCAGAUGUGUGUGAAUUUCAUGUUUUGUUUUGUUUUUUAAAGGGGUGGGCGGAGGCUGAGGUAGUGGGAGUAGAGGAAGAUUUAAUUAAUUUUUGUGUGGUUAUGUUUCAUAGAGAACAUUGGUGGUUUUUUUUUUUUUCUUUUUCCUUGUCAGCUGGUCUGGUGGGUUUAUGAAUUCCCAUUCUUUUUUUUUUUUUUUUUUUUUGAAUUCUCAUUCUUAAAAGACAUUGUUCAUAAAUUCUAGAAUUUUAGAUUAGGACUGUUCUACUGUGAAUAAAAUUCUGGCUCUGUUAGCCCAGCCGUUGCUUUUCUCCACUCAGGUCUAGAAUCCCAAGCAGUGUUCUUUCAUUGUGAACAUUGUGAGCUGCAGACGCAGCUUUUCUUUAGAAGGUCAUCUCUUCAGCAAUCCAGGGAUUCCUUGACCUCAUUCUUCUUUCCUGCCUCCCGUCUAGCCUUAAGUCAAGACAUUAGACCUCUGCGGUGUCAGAGGACUUUGCCUCCGUCAUGGCACCUGCUGUCUGCCUCUGGAAGUUAAACCCUCUCUGGAUCUUGAGAUCCAAGGUGUAAUCUUCUGGAUGGCCGGCACUGACUUCAGCAGUGCUGGUGCUGCUAAGUGUGGACUGAGUGUGUACAAUGUGCAGACGACACACUGCACGGGCCUUGCUUUGUUCACUGGGGCCUGCUCCAGGAACUCUGGAAAACAAGAGCCAGCAUCCCAGCAUCCUACACUGUCUGUCAUGCUCUGUCAUUUCAGGGUGGGGAAGUGAUAAACUACUUGCCUUCUAGAGCACUUUGUGAAAAAUUAAAAAACGUGCAACUCUAUGAUUGUUCAUUGGUUCCUCCAACGCUGGUCAACAGCCAACACUGCUGGAAUUUCCAGGUCUGCACCGCCCAAGGAUGUCAGAGGCCAAAGACAAUGCAGAGAUUUCCAGUAAAAUGCUGGUGUCGGAAACAAAAUUCCCAUUCAGCUACACACAUGGGAAUAUUUUCACUUACAGUUGGAACAAAUCCAUCUAAUUAGUAACUAAGAUAAAGAUGAGUUUUCCCAAGAGGCUUCUACAAUGUGCUUUCAAGACAUUCUUUCCAAAGGCUGAGGUGGCAGUGAGCUGGACAGCAUGCAAAGGAAUAAUUGGGAUGCCCAGGGCCCCCAGUGCCUGUGGAACAGCAACAAUUCACUGUCCUGCACGUGAGUCAUCCCUGGGCAGAGGGAGAGUCAGAGCAGAGAGCCCCAUUCUGCAGGGAAAGAAAGAUACAGGUCUGGGAGAACAGGGGAAUGGGGGCUCAGCUUCUGGUGAGAGACCUGUCCCCCCCUGACCACAGAAGGAAUCCAAAGAAGGUGGGGACCCUGACAGGAAUCACCUGAGGCUCUGGGAGGGGGAUGCUCCAGCUCAGGGCCGUUUCACCCGGGCCAGUGGCUUCCUUCCGAGUCCGCCCAGUGUGUGUCCCUGUGCAGCCUCAGCCCCGCCAGGAGGCACUGUGGUCAGGGCUGUGCUGGGCCCACACUCCCCUCUCCCCAGCCUCUUUGGAGCGGGUCUGUGGAGCAAGCUGCAGGAGCCCUGGCUGCCCUCCAGCUCUGUGAGUCAAUCUUUCCCCAAAGCAGCAGCAGGCUCAGUUUUCCCAGGGUGCUGUUCAAGCAUCUGAAGUCCCAUGUCUGAGUGUCACAUCUGCCCUGUGUCAUUGCUUAUUAGGGAAGGAGGCUGGAGGGCUUCUAUGAAGACAGCACGCCCCCCACCCUUAGAACACGAGCUUCCUGGGAAUAACAGCAGUGAACUCUUAAAGUAAGCACCAGAGGGAAAUGCUUUCUUUACAUGUGCUGUGUAAUGUAAUAUACUACAUGAACCUCCAGAAGUAGGAACUAUUUUCAAUCCCCACUUUUUAGAUGAAGCAAUAGCUAAAUGACUUGCCUAAGAUAGUAAGUGGGCUGGGAGUCAAGAGCUAGGCAGUCAGAUCCCACCCACACCAAACUGCAACCAUGCAAAGCUUCUAGAGAGAGAGUUUGCCUCAUUUCUUGCUUCCUCACUAACAUCUAAUGUUUCUGUCGCUCUCUCAUACACACACAGCCUGAUGUAUAAAGAAGCUCGGCAACCCCAUCCCCUGUUUACUUCUCAUCUAUGAAAUCUCAUAUAUUAAUUUUUUUUUUAGCUGAUUAGACCAAUUCGCUGGCUUGCUGGAGGCUUGGAUGUCAGAUGUUAUAUAAACGAGGAUCAUCAGAAGUAGACAUCUGGGGGCAAGUUGGUGCUUUUCACCCACCCCACGGGUUCAUCACGCAUCCUAGGUGGGAGUUAACUCGCAAUGCCAUCCUGGUCCUUACGGCCCCGUCUCCCCAUCUGCAAGAUGAAAUGAUGCUCAGGAUAUCAGGCAGCAGUUCUCCGACCAGCAGCAGAUCUCUCCUUGGAGACUUGACAGAACCAACCAGAUGCACAUCUAACCAAGCCCCCAUCUCAAGGCCUCACUGCCAUCUCCUCCAAACACUUUUCGGAGAAUGUGGGAAGAUGAACAAAGCCAUGCACCCUAGUGAGAAGACAGAACUCCUUUUUGCGGGGACGGAAAUGCUCGUCUACUCCAGGUGUCCUCCUACAUUUCCCCACCUCCCCUGCGUUUAGAUUGGGGCCAUAGACUGGCCAAUGGACUGUGAAUGGAAGUGAUGUGGUCCCUUUCGUCUAAGGCAGUCAGGAAGAGUUGUGAGUUCUCUCUACCAUCACUGGGAGUUGAAAGAAAAAUCUGAGAUGGCGGAGUUGCAAGAUGGAAGCUGCCUGGACCCUUGGAGCCGCUAAGGAGAGCUGCCCGAUUUGCAAUACCUAGUUCAGUUUUCAACGUGUCAUAUCUUAAGUUACUGAGAUUUCAUGGUUUGUUACUUUAGCCUAGGCUAGCCUAAUAAUCCCUUCCAGAAUUAUUUCAUUUUAACAGAGAUCCUAGGGGAAAUGGUAACUCAAAACAGGACAGAAAUAACUUUUCAUAGUGGAACUGUGGAUACAGGUUGUAACUGGUGCCGUUGCGGCAGCCCUGUAGAAAAAGAGGGUUGACGUCGGGGCAACUUCUCGAUACCACUAAAAAUAAAUACUGUAUGCCUCUAAUGGUCCUGUGCUGCGUGGCAAAUUUGAAAAGGCUCCAAAGAAGGAAAUUUUAAGACAUUAUUCCUUCAGGCAAAAUCUCACCAAGCUGCUUCUACAGGGAGGCAAAACAAGGGAACCCAUUUUCUCAAAUGAUCUUGAAAACAUAGUCACCUAGUGCCAGACAUAGAAAUCCCUUUUUUUCCUGCCCAUAUUAUCGAUUAUUAAAACACCUACUUGGCUUUCUCCACUAUCCCACAAGGACCCAGAAAACUUGAUAAUUUGGAUCCAUUUAGGAAUCCCUUUUUUUUUUGGAAACAAUGUGACGGAAUGACAACAUGCGUCUGUUGAAUGAAGCUGCCUUUUGGGAAGACCUUGUUUCCUUCCUCCACAGAGGCCCUCCCGGCUUCCGGAGCACCAUGGACGGUUUCAAGAAUUGUGCAGAUGGUAGCAAUUGGAGACUCAGGAAAGGCUGUCAAAAAGAAGGCAAAGUACUGCCUUGGAUCCCAACUCUAAGUAAGUUUGAUUUUAUACAAGGUGUCCCCAGCCAAACUACUCCUAAGAAUGCUGUCCAGCAAGGCAUCACAUCUGAUGGCAGUCUCCUAAGACGUCAUUCUUUCCCCUAAAUGCGCAUGACACUUACCAGUGGAGAGGGUCCCUCCUAACUGUGCCACUGGCUUUCCCUCUGCUCCCUCCAACUGAACCAGCAUGGGCUUCCAAAAUGCUCCUUGACAUACCUGGAACCCAGAUCCACCAGAUUAAUACUCCAGAUACAAUCCCUUUGGGUCUGGCCGCACAUGCCAACCAAGUCCCAAGCCAGUUUAUUCAUUUGACCGAAAGGUAAACAGAUGAUGGAGAUGCAGAAAGACAAGCAUAUGCGAGCAGCUAAAAGUAUUAACCCGGCUGUCCACCAGGAGACAAAUUUAAGACAUUUAAAGUGGCAUUAAAUAAAUGAGGCUAUGUUUUAUCUACUUGUAACUUCCAUUGUCUUUUUUAAAAAAGGAAAAAAAUAUAUAUAUAUUUUACAUUGCAGUAUAGAAAUCUAGACUCUACAUGUACAGUAUAAAUACACAAGGCGAGCACGUGGGCACAACACGUAUGUCUUGGUAGCCGCGCCCUAAACCAGGCCAACAGUUCUACAUUUUCUUUUUGACCUUCCAACCAAGAAAUUCAGGCUGGGGCUACGUUUCCUUCAGUCCCCAUGACGUCUAGCACCCUGGCCAUCCCUCCUCCACGCACAGAAGCACAAAUCGAACCAGCCUCGCAAACACAGAAAAAAAAGUGCUUUUCAACUAGUUGAAACCAGUCGGUCUUUACAAUGCGGUCUGAUCUAGAAAGACCUAAAGGAAAUCUGAGGCCUUCCUGGCUCAUUCUCGUUCUUGGGUCCACCGCCACAAAUCUCUAGCCUUUCCCUGGUGUUUCUUGCAGAUUUCAUAUGGCUAUUUAUGUAACAUAGAUCACACAGAACCUUUGGGAGCUGUCUUACAGGAUAGGAGAAAAAAAAAAGCUCCACGUUACAAUCUGCACUUCAUAUCUGGGUUCAUUCUUUAUUUUUGGAAUAAAAACCUGGUAUUUUGAGAAUUUUCUUCUUAAAAAGGACAACAUUCUGAAAGUGCUUCUUAAACGUGUCAACAUCCCACGUAUGGCUUUGUAGUUCAAACCCCAGCCACAGCUCAGAUUUGGAAGGGAGAGGAUGAUGGUGGUACUGGAGACAAAAGUGUCACUUAACAGUGAUACUGUGAUACCAAGUGUGGAAACCUGAAAAAAAAAAAAGUUAUUGAUUCCAUCUGGAAGAAUGUACCUCUUUAGAAACGAGUUGGAUAAUAUAUGGAGCCCCAUUUCUUUCCCCAUGACUAGGCACAGGAAGGCUAUAAAAGUUAAUAAGUAAAACAGGACACUGCUCUCAGCAGUGAACAUCUUCCGAGGGGCUAAUCACAGAGCAAUCGCUGUUCAGAAGUCGUUCACAGGCUCAAAAUCAUCAGUUAUAGUCAAUCGCAGUAGGAAUUUCUACACCUGAGGAACAAAUUGCACGUAAUAUAGAGGUACUGCGAUCCAGAUGGCAAAAGACUGCAGACAUGUAGUUUCACAUGCAAAAGGCAAUCAGAAAAAAACAAUGAAGUAGUGGCAUUCCGAGACAGAUCAGAGUCCACAUGAGUCAUCCUCCUUUUGUGCUUUCCUUUCUGGCUGAUAAGUUACCAAAGAACAUGGCUGUAUGUGCAAGAAUGAUUGUGAUAUGUUCUUUGGGUGGGGGGAAACAAACAAUGAAG
This is a messenger RNA of Orcinus orca (killer whale), 9532 nucleotides long. It is a transcript of the gene COLGALT2, whose product is annotated as collagen beta(1-O)galactosyltransferase 2. Bases 495 to 2375 code for a protein of 626 amino acids. Gene Ontology annotation, molecular function: procollagen galactosyltransferase activity. Lineage: Eukaryota; Metazoa; Chordata; Mammalia; Artiodactyla; Delphinidae. The transcript has 16 exons. The record is from RefSeq and is a predicted model, not a curated record.